GGGCUGGGAGGGGGCAGGCCGCAGUUCGUAGGAUUUGUGAACAUUGGAAUCACGUUUCGGGGUUUAUUUUUUUUCUCUCUCGCUUACGUAUUCCAUGCUACAAUUCGUAUAGGUUAUGUUUCGAACGAUUACCUCCUAGGUUAUGUUGAACCAAAGAAAGACUAUCUAAACAGAUAAUUACAGAGUGAUAUGAAUAAUCGACUGCCCCUUUUUCACGGAGCCGAUGAAGCGGCAAGAUUGUGACGGAACCCCUUUAUUCUUGAAGCAUUUGAACGUUAAGAAUUAUGCAUCUGAGUGACGAGACGAGUGUAACGAUCGAGGAGAGGAACGACAGAAAGAGCGUACGCAAGCAGAGACGUGCCCAUCACAGAUUGCUCCGAGACAUGAACAUCAAGUGUACCGAGCAGCCUACGCAGCACCUGAUGAUAUGCAACGGUGGUCUGGUCACCGGGAUCAAGAGAGAGACGUUGCAGUGCGUGCUGGACGCCCUGAUCUCCAAGUAUACGCUGACAAUGCCGGCGGGCAAGUCGUACUGUUUCGUGACGUGCAACUCGAGGGAGGACGCAACGUGCGUGUACAAUUACAUUCACGGACGCAUUAAGCUCCCGGGCCAGAACGGCCCGUUAUAUGUAUGCUACACCGAAGCAGUAUCCACUAUGGAUUGCGUUGCGUCCGACUCUGCAUUUCCCCCUGGUCUUACGUUAAUAGAGAAUUUCAUAACGGAAGAGCAAGAGGGGACUCUGUUGGGUGCGCUCGAUUGGGAUGAUUGUGAAUCCGUCUCGUCGCAACUGAAACACAGACAAGUAAAACAUUUUGGAUAUGAGUUUGAAUAUGGCACGAAUAUAGUGGAUCCCAACAAGCCAAUCGCGCCGAUUCCCCAGGACUACAAAUUUCUGCAGGCUCUGUUUGACAAGCACGGUCACAAAUACGCUUACGAUCAGUUGACCAUCAACAAGUAUCUGUCUGGACAAGGUAUACCAUCGCACAUCGACACGCAUAGCGUCUUCGAGGACACUAUAUUAUCUCUGUCACUGGGAUCCGCGUGCGUUAUGAUUUUCAAGAAGGAAGAUCGGAAGAUCGAUGUCCUCCUACCAGCAAGAUCUUUGUUGAUCAUGACUGGAGAAGCGAGGUACGCGUGGACGCACGGCAUCGGUCCCCGUCACAGUGAUGUAAUCGAGACGGAGAACGGGACUACGACGCGGGAACGUGGUACCAGGGUGUCCUUCACCUUCAGGAAAGUGCGACGAGGCGAGUGCCGCUGCGACUUCAAGGACUACUGUGAUACUGCGAAACGCGAUACUUUUAUCGACGCCAAGGCGGCGUCGGGAUUAGAAAGUUCGUAUGUACAUAAGGUUUACGAGGAGAUAUCUAAUCACUUUAGCGAGACGCGACAUAAACGAUGGCCCAAUGUGACUAAAUUCCUCGAAAAUUUGCAAGAAGGCACAUUGCUCUUGGACGUGGGUUGCGGGAAUGGCAAAUAUCUUUGCGGAAAUCGGAAUGUAUAUAAGUUGGGAUGCGAUCGCAGCUCCGGGCUAAUGGACAUAUGCCGCAAGCGUGGCUUCGAGGUUCUUCAGUGCGACUGCCUGUACCUGCCGUACAGAGACGAUUCCGUAGACGCGGCGGUCAGCAUUGCCGUUAUUCAUCAUCUGUCCACGCGGGAGCGAAGACGGCGCGCCAUUUCCGAGAUGGUUCGAGUGCUGAAACCGGGGGGGAGAUGCCUGAUCUACGUGUGGGCGAUGGAGCAACGCAAGGAUUCCGCGGACUCGCAAUAUCUGAGGUACGGCAAGAAGAGCAAGGAGUCCGGGACGGUCAACCAGAGCGGAGUCAAUCGCCAGACUCAAUUGCAGAGGAUCUCCGAGUAUCAUCUAACGUUACCGAUUCACGAAAACAGAACGAACUUCUCUCACAGCGACAUGCUGGUUCCCUGGAAGAAGAAGAGCGGCGAACAUUUCCUGAGGUAUUAUCACGUGUUUCGGGAGGGCGAGCUCGCGAAAUUGUGCACAGAAAUACCAUCGGCCUCGAUCAGGCAGAUGUACUACGAUCAGGGCAAUUGGUGCGUGAUUUUGGAGAAGUGUACAGAGAUCGUGGAAUAAAAAUCAGGCUGAUCUUAAUUAAGCUUCCAAA
Wasmannia auropunctata (little fire ant) is the source of this 2124-nucleotide messenger RNA. Its product is annotated as alkylated DNA repair protein alkB homolog 8. The record is from RefSeq and is a predicted model, not a curated record. Gene Ontology annotation, molecular function: S-adenosylmethionine-dependent methyltransferase activity; nucleic acid binding. The coding region runs from base 285 to 2093 and encodes 602 amino acids. NCBI's taxonomy places the organism in Eukaryota, Metazoa, Arthropoda, Insecta, Hymenoptera, Formicidae. The transcript is spliced from 8 exons.